Thelazia callipaeda (thelaziosis nematode) is the source of this 411-nucleotide messenger RNA. The record is from the annotation of a GenBank genome assembly. NCBI's taxonomy places the organism in Eukaryota, Metazoa, Nematoda, Chromadorea, Rhabditida, Thelaziidae.
AUGGAACAUGUGAAUUGUAAACCAGGCAAUGUAUUGAUCACUGGUGGUUGCGGUUUUAUUGGUUCAAAAUUCAUUAAUUACAUUUCUGAUGUUUGGCCUGGAAGUUCCAUUAUCAAUAACGAAAAGCUGAUUUUCAAUUCAGUUAUUUCUAAUGCGAGUGAUGCGGUGAUUAGUUCUUCACGUUAUCAUUUUAUCGCAGUGUUAUUUCAGAUUGAUACUGUGAUACAUUUUGCUGCGGACUGCACUUCAACUCGAUGUUAUGAUGAUCCCGUUGAAUCCAUAGAAAAUAAUGUAAUAGCUCUUUUCCAUUUUCUAAGAACUGUUCGAUCAUACGGCAAAUUCCAUCAAUUCCUGCAUAUCAGCACAGAUGAAGUUCUGUUUGUGCUAAUUUAUUUUAAAUUUCGUCAGUAA